AUUACACCAAACACCACCACCGUUUCAUCACGCUACGUCGUCGUUUUUGCCUUCAGCACUUCUUCCGAAUCAGUUUGGACAGAUUUUCCCAUUGAGAACGCGUACGAGCUUCUAGAAGUUUCGCAAACAAGCUCAUUCGAUGAGAUCAAAGCUUCGUUUCGCAAAUUGGCGAAAGAAACUCACCCUGAUGUUGCCGAGUCAAGGAACGAUUCCACUGCUUCUAAACGUUUUGUUCAAAUCCUUGCCGCUUAUGAGGAAUAUUGAAUUAACGGGAAUAAUCCAUGAUGUGUUGCAGAUUCUUUCAGAUGCUAGGAGGAGAGCCCAUUAUGACAUGUACUUGUUUUCUCAGAAAAAGCUUACGCAGAAGCGUUCUGAACAGGGUUCAAAGUUGCGCAUUUACGAAUCACAGGCUACUGCAUUCAAGGAGAUGGAAGUUGUUGAAUGGUUAAAGUGGUAUAGAUUAGCUAUAAACGAUAUUUUGUCAGAGAAGAAGGUGGUAGUUGGAACAGGAUAUUUUGAUGUACUCGAGAGAGAUUUUUAUUCUGCUAUUCAUGCAGCAUACUACGGUCCCGAAAUUGAUUCUAUCCCCAUGGAGUUUCUUCCUGACUGUUUUGAGGCUGAAGAGAGGUCCUCUUGUGAAACUCCUGAGGUUUUGCACUUGGUUUCAGGUCGUGAUCUUUUUGGGAUGGUUUGCCUAGUCAACAAGAUUCCAGAGAUAUCAUCUACUGAAAAUGAAAAGUUAACUUCUUACAGAUCCUUCCACUCGGGCCUUUGUCAAUCUGUAAUGGAUGUGAACACCAGCAGGAAUGUAGAAAGGCCAGAUGAUUUUGGAACUCAACAAAGCCGCAGCUCUAAAAUUUCAAAUAAUGUAUCAGAUGCGUAUAGAGAUCUAGAGUUGCAUGUCUCUGGAAAAUUAGUUGCUACAGCAUCUAGGGUCCUACCUAGAUGUUCUAAUGCAAUUCAAACGGAAGAUGCCGGAGAUCACAUUCAUGUGUUCCUUAAUUCAGAUGAAGAUCCCAGACAUAUCAGCAGUAGCUUUUCAAGAAAUUUAUUUACAAAUAGCACAGUUGGUAGCAAAAUCCAUUUGGGAACCAUAUCUGGACUUGGGAGCACUCCAGACGAAGGAUGUUGUUAUGUCUACAACAGCAACCGUGAAAAGACCCAUGCGAUCAUGAAACAUAGAACAUUACUGGUGAAGCAUAUGCACUGGUAUCAUGUGGGUGAGAAAGUGUCAGUUUGCGAGUGUAGAUGCACCAGAGCACGUUUACCACCAAGCAAAUUUUGGCUAUUUGAGCCUCGCUGUGGCUUCCAUGACAUAGGAGGUUGGUAUGUUGAAACAUAUGGCAAAGAUAAGAAGGGUCGUACUAUGCCGUCACAAAGGUUCUGGGAUGGCUUGGAUUAUAGCGAGCAAGCUGAAAGAAGACUUCAUCCAGCAAUGUAUCUGUUUGCUCUUGCAUAUCGAACGCUUGAUCUUGAUUAUGCCAAAACAAGCAAGAAAACAUUUAGAAAUGUUAUUGGAGCACAUAUGUUCCGAGUUCUUCACUGGUGCAGAAAACUUGCUCAAUAGGUAGUAUAUCUAUUAGCCUUAUGCACUGUCAAUAAAUUAAACGAGUCAUUGCUAGCUCAAUUAGGACAUAUCAGCUGAUUUCUUUUUAACAAUCUCUAUUUUGUGAUUGUAGAAGAUUUCCUUGUCCAUUUACAGCUACACACUGACUGUUUGGACAGAUGCUCUGCUAGUACUGAAAGGUAAAUUAGAGGCCUCACGUAGUCUUAUCUACAUGGUUGGAGAAAAUUCAUCUUUUGACCUUCCUGGUGCUGUGGUCUAUUGGCCAAAUACUGAACUCAAUGUCUCAAUCGGUCAAGGACUAGCUUCCGUGCCUUGCCUGGAGAUAGUUGCACAACAUUGUUGUAAAAAAUGCUCUCUGUAGCUACUUGCCUUAGAAUUGUUAUGCAAGAGAAGACUGAAUCUUUGUGGAUAUACAUCUAUUGAUUUCUAUAUAUUUCCCAUACCUUUACAAAUGCCUAAAUGUCCCAAAACAAAAAAUUGUUCAUAUUGGCAAGUAUUAUGAAAGCUAAUUGUUUCACAAAGAAUUUCAUCCAUAAUAAACUCGGAGCUGACAAAUUUCCUGUAGUUUUCUUCGUUAUUAUAACACAUGGCAUAUUAAAUAUGUAUAAUCUUAUCCUGCUUCCACGGACUUGUGUCGUAACAUGCAUAUGGAACUUGCAUUGCACGUCGACCUGUUUAUCUGCCUAUAUAUUGGAGUCUUUAUUUUUCUUCACGUCA
Molecule: messenger RNA, 2284 nt
Organism: Medicago truncatula (barrel medic)
Lineage: Eukaryota; Viridiplantae; Streptophyta; Magnoliopsida; Fabales; Fabaceae
Exons: 5
Coding region: 140-1567 (475 amino acids)
Source: RefSeq, a predicted model, not a curated record